Molecule: messenger RNA, 1984 nt
Organism: Nylanderia fulva
Lineage: Eukaryota; Metazoa; Arthropoda; Insecta; Hymenoptera; Formicidae
Product: phosphoribosyl pyrophosphate synthase-associated protein 2
Biological process (GO): purine nucleotide biosynthetic process; 5-phosphoribose 1-diphosphate biosynthetic process
Cellular component (GO): cytoplasm; ribose phosphate diphosphokinase complex
Molecular function (GO): ATP binding; magnesium ion binding; ribose phosphate diphosphokinase activity
Source: RefSeq, a predicted model, not a curated record
GUAAUAAAUUAAGCGAUCGAUGAAAGAGAUUCGAAGAAGAUGAAUGUCAGAUUAUCGAUCUGUAAAAAAAUGUGUAAAGUAAUUAUAAAAAAAAAUUUCUAUCGAUAGUCGUGAUACGCGAACAUAUCUGUUUAUAAUUCAAAAGUGGCCAACUUCAGAUGAAAAGCAUAAACCGCGCAGAUGCACGUAACAGGAGUUUACAUUACGACGCUAAGCUAUCAACAGUUAUCAAGAGGUGGAUAAUUGGAAAAUACAUUGCAUGUUUUUUGGGUCAGCUUUUGUAAAACUAGUAGCGAUUAUCUCCUGCGAUUGAGCAGCGACUGAAUUGAUAAAGAGAGCUCUUGCCAUUAUUAAUUCUCCGGAGGCCUCAGAGGUGUAUUACGUAGCUGCUGAACAUCCUCAAAAAAUAAUGGAGAAGCCAGUUGCAUCAGAUAUAGUAAUAAUUGCAGGAAAUUCUCAUCCAGAACUCGCCAAUUUGAUUGCAAAUCGUCUAGGUAUAAAACCUGGUGGAUGUGCUGUGUAUCACAAAACGAAUCGUGAGACAAUGGUAGAGAUAGGAGAUUCUGUACGUGGCAAAGACUUGUAUUUGAUCCAAACUGGUACAAAAGAUGUAAACAAUAACAUAAUGGAGCUUCUCAUCAUGGCCUAUGCCUGCAAAACAUCAUCGGCCAAAAAUAUUGUUGGAGUAAUUCCAUAUCUACCUUAUUCCAAGCAGUGCAAAAUGCGUAAGCGUGGCUGUAUAGUAUCCAAGCUUUUAGCAAAAAUGCUGUGUACAAGUGGCCUAACUCACAUUAUUACCAUGGAUCUACAUCAAAAGGAAAUUCAAGGAUUUUUUGAUGUUCCCGUGGAUAAUCUGAGAGCUAGCCCAUUUCUACUACAAUACAUUCAAGAAUCCAUUCCUGACUAUCAUAAUUCUGUGAUCGUUGCAAGAAAUCCAGGUAGUGCGAAGAAAGCGACUAGCUACGCUGAAAGACUGCGUUUGGGAAUUGCGGUGAUUCACGGAGAACAGAGAGAGGCUGAAUCCGAUAUGAAUGAUGGUCGUUAUUCGCCACCUGGAUUAGCGUUGGCUGCGCGCACUAUGGAAGUUGGCGUAGGUGUGCCUUUGCAUCCCGCGAAAGAAAAACCACCUAUAAGUGUUGUCGGAGAUGUCGGAGGACGUAUUGCUAUUAUGGUGGAUGAUAUGAUAGAUGAUGUUCAAUCUUACGUAGCGGCUGCUGAAGUACUUAAGGAGAGAGGGGCUUAUAAAAUAUAUGUCUUAGCUACACAUGGUUUGCUUAGCUCGGACGCGCCUAAGCUCAUCCAAGAGUCUCUGAUCGAUGAGGUGGUUGUAACCAAUACAAUUCCACACGACGUGCAGAAAAUGCAAUGUCCAAAAAUCAAGACUGUCGACAUUAGUGUUCUUUUAGCGGAGGCGAUCCGACGUAUACAUAAUAAAGAAUCGAUGUCUUAUUUAUUUAAAAAUGUAACUUUGGAAGAUUAGAAAUACUGAGCAAUUAUGCAUCAAAAGUUACAUUUUAAUUAUGAAUGAAAAAAAAGACAGUUGAAAGUCACAUAAAAGUCGAUGCCGGGGACCAUGUCCAGAAUACAUAUCCGUCUCUUAAUUUUCUACGCUAUUUUUAUAUUUUCCCAACUUGAAAAAACGAACAGUGAACGUAUAAAACUAGUCUCUUGCGUUUACCAAUGAUAAUAAUCGGCCGAAUUCUUUAAUCAUAUUUCUUUUGUAGUUAUUUUUUCCCUAUAUAAUAUAUAGUCAUAGGUUGUACAAAAAAAUCAAUCAUGAGGAUAGUCAAAUGUGAAAUAUAGUCGUUACAGUAUAUUAGUACAUACUGUAACACAUUUUAGGAUCUUGUAAAAUCACAUAUAUAUAGAUGUGUAUUCUGCGCUUACCAGUGAUCUAGUUUUAGCUUUACUGUGUUGUAUGAUUAUAUAUAAAGUCCUUGUAUUUUAGAUCAAGACAUAAUAAAUAUAUUUCAAGAUACAAAAA